This is a messenger RNA of Perca flavescens (yellow perch), 843 nucleotides long. RefSeq names its product T-cell acute lymphocytic leukemia protein 1 homolog. The coding region runs from base 349 to 843 and encodes 164 amino acids. The transcript has 3 exons. Gene Ontology annotation, biological process: regulation of transcription by RNA polymerase II. Lineage: Eukaryota; Metazoa; Chordata; Actinopteri; Perciformes; Percidae. Gene Ontology annotation, molecular function: DNA-binding transcription factor activity, RNA polymerase II-specific; protein dimerization activity; RNA polymerase II cis-regulatory region sequence-specific DNA binding. The record is from RefSeq and is a predicted model, not a curated record.
ACGACUGUCCUGCAGGGGGGAGGGUCCCUGCUUGCUGCUGGUCCCUGGGGGGCUGCUUCCUGGGACCCCCGGUCUGUCUCCCUUUAAUGGGACUGUUUUCAUUAACGUGGUAUCCAAGGAAACGAGGCGUCACGACCCCCAGACAGGGACGCGCGGUCCGGCAUAAAAGAGAGAGAAGAUGAGACGGAGAGAGACACGGACCCUGAAGCUCCGGAGCUCCGCGCGCUGACACCACCGGACAGACCUCCGCCAGACCCCCGCCAUAACUCCGCCAGAAUCCCGCCAGACCCCCGCCAGACCUCCGCCAGAACUCCGCCAGACCCCCGCUAGACCUCCGCCAGAACCCGGAUGUUCCAGCUCCGAGACAUGCUGCACCGCGACCCAUGCAACAGUGAUCCAGAUCGAUGCAUCACGACGAAACAGAAACAGAAAAGUCCUGAGAUCCUCCGUGAUGGUUCUCGUCCCCGAUUGGUCCGCCCGGUCUCCGCCAACAGUCGGGAGCGCUGGCGGCAGCAGAACGUUAACGGAGCGUUCACGGAGCUGCGCAGUCUCAUCCCCACGCACCCCCCCGACAGGAAGCUCAGCAAGAACGAGAUCCUGCGUCUCGCUCUCCGGUACAUCAGCUUCCUGGACCAGGUGCUGACGGACCAGGUGCUGACGGACCAGGUGCUGACGGAGCAGGAAGUCCGGGCGGGGCCCCGAUGCCGAGCGGGCAGCGUGGACCAGGAAGACGCGUCUCAGGGGACGAUGUCCCCAAACUCGAGCUGUGAGAGUUCGGCGGACGGAGACUCGGACUGUGGAGGACUUCUGCAGUUCCUCCACCUGGCGAGCAGCUACAUCUGA